GCUCAGUCAGCUGUUCAAAUCUCCAAUCUGUCAUGUGAUUUUGGUUCUUCAAUAAACACUUCGAUAUCUUGAAAUUUCUCUUCGAACAAUUAUCUUGUAAAGAAAAAUGGCCCUACAUUCAGCUGUCAAAGGAAAACUAAUUUCCGUAAUUGGAGACGAAGACACAUGUGUUGGCUUCUUACUUGGUGGAGUUGGGGAGAUAAACAAAAAUCGCCACCCUAAUUUUCUGGUUGUCGACAAGGGUACAGCAGUCAGUGAAAUUGAGGAGUGUUUCAAGAGAUUCAUUAAAAGGGAUGAUAUUGAUAUCAUUCUCAUUUCCCAAAACAUUGCAGAAAUGAUCCGACAUGUUAUUGAUUCACAUAAUCAGCCCGUCCCUGCAGUUCUUGAAAUUCCUUCGAAAGAUCAUCCUUAUGAUGCUAGCAAAGAUUCUAUUUUAAGAAGGGCCAGAGGAAUGUUCAACCCUGAAGAUUUUUCUUAAAUUGUAUUUUAGAAGCAGGAAAAGUGUUUAUAUAUUACGUUGUAUAUAACAUUCCUCUAAUGUAUUCAUAUAAUAGUUAAAUUUUAUGUUGAAGAGUAUUAAAAUUUAUUUGAUGGA
Molecule: messenger RNA, 595 nt
Organism: Harmonia axyridis
Lineage: Eukaryota; Metazoa; Arthropoda; Insecta; Coleoptera; Coccinellidae
Gene: Vha14-1
Product: V-type proton ATPase subunit F 1
Exons: 1
Coding region: 107-478 (123 amino acids)
Biological process (GO): proton transmembrane transport
Cellular component (GO): proton-transporting V-type ATPase, V1 domain; membrane
Molecular function (GO): proton-transporting ATPase activity, rotational mechanism
Source: RefSeq, a predicted model, not a curated record